GCCCACGUGAGCAGCGCCACGUGUGGCCUGUGGCGUUGUUCGCAAGUUCAGUUGUUAGAGCGGAGGUCCAACUAGGCAUUUUUAUUUUCGGAGACCGGGGCGUGAUUGAUUGGAAUGAUUUCUGCGAAAUUUGCGUGGUUUGCCACCAAUUACUGCACUGCGUGCCUUGAUUGCGCGACUGUUUGUUGUGAGACGUAGGAGCCGCCAAAACCGUGUCUUUCCUUUUUGGUUUGCGAACAUUCUAGUGCCUUUGGGAUGUCCGAGGAAAUUUCGUCAUCGACCAAAGCGACGCCGACGAUGCAGGCCACACCUAUUCUGGGCGCCUCCGAGGCGAAAGAUGACCCUAACCUUCGGAAGAACAAAUCUCUGCUGGCAAUAUGCAAAAAGUUUUUGGAGUUCUACCCCCUUGACCUACCACCCGGCACCAACACAGAUAUCCCUCUGGAGGUGCUGGCAGAGAAGCUCAACCUGAGCAGAAGAAGACUCUACGACAUAAUCAAUGUCAUGGAGAGUCUGCAGAUGGCAGUCAAAGUAACCAAAAACCUCUACAGGUGGUACGGGCUGCGCAAUGUUAAAAAACUGCUGGACCAGUUGAAACAGCUUUCUGACCAAAAUCGACUGCAGGAGCUGGAUAAUCUGGACCCUGGCUAUCUCAGCAGCGACCUUCCAAUCACUCCUUGCGAGACUGAAAGUCCCAGUGAGAAACUGUUGCAAAAUUUGCUGGAAGCAAAGACUGUGAAGAAAAGACCCUGCAUUCUUUCAGGACUGAAGGAGUCGCCAGAACCUAAAGGUCCCCUUACUUGGAAGAACAAGUCACUUGGGGGGACUUGCCUCAAGUUUUUGACCCUCUUCUUUAAAAAAGAGACGGUCAGUUUGGAUUGGGCUGGGCGAGUUCUUCUGUGUGGCGAAGACGAGGACAACGCAGACAACAAAAGUGACGGAGAUGCCGACACCACCAAGCAGCUGCGGAAUAAAAUUCGCCGAAUCUAUGAUGUGGCCAAUGUAUUAACCGCUGUCGGACUCGUCUGCAAGCUUCCCCCCAAAGAAUGCACUCGCCGCAGACUCUUCUACGGAUACUGUGGCCCAGUCAUCGACAACCUCCACUCAGGAGAGAAAGUUUAUGUGCCGUCUGCAGAGCCGACAGGGGCUGGACGCCGAGUCAGAAAUACAUUGGCCGUGCUGGAACCAAAGAGCGGAACAAACAGUGACUGCAAACGGAAGCUUGUGCUUUUCUCAGAGAAUGAUUUUUCUGUGAGCAAAAAGCUGUGCAAAGAUAUAGGGACCAAAGAACUGUCAGCGUUCAGCAUCUUGUUGGCAGUCGCAGAAGAAGAGCGGUUGCGGCUUGAGCGAGCAGCCAGCAAUGAAGUCAAGCAGGAGAAAAAGGAUGAUAAGGAAAUCGACCUGCUCUGCACAGAAAACCAGCUCUCCACUAAAGAUCUCGAGUACAUAGAAAACCGCGAGCAUUGCGAGUUGGAAGGUGUGAACGGACGGUCAGCCCUGCGAAGCUUGCUGGAAACGAACCAGCCGCCCAAGUUAGUUUUCCCGGAUUCGAGUAGUUCGAAGAGCGGCGGGCAGAUGCUGCGGAAAGGCCAGCUGAGCAUUCCAUUCCGGACCAACGGUCCCGAAAUUAUGGGAAAAUGCUCGAGUCUUUGAAUAUUUCCAAACGCUCCCAGGCAAUUAGACUUGGCAGCAGUUGAGUAGAGUGAAUUUGAUUUUAUUUGUUGUGUUUGCUGAUUUUAUACUUUAAGCUGGCUGAGAUAAUAUCGUGUAUUUUGCCGCUCUGUGAAUAUUCCGUAGCUGUCACACACUGUGCCAUUACCCAAGAACUAUUACGAACUGCCUGCGCGGUUAGAGCUGGUUUCGUGUUUUUUGUCAAUUAAUUUUUUAAUUCACGUGGUGAACUAUAUUUUCUUGUUUUUAAUUCAGAUUAUUGUAUUGUUGUUCUGUUGCUGCAAACACAUCAAGCCGCAAUCAAUUUACAUACAUAUUUCGCUGUGCCACUUUUUGAUUAAAAUUUUACUCUGUAAAUAGCUAGAUGUCGUUCAGUCCUGCGUUCUAGGUUAGCGCGGCUGUCGUGCGUAAACUCACAAUAGGGCUCGCACGCACCGAAUGCCCUCUUGUAAUUGAUGCGCAGUGCGAAGAUGCGGCUGUUCAGACUAGCUCACCAUUACCAUUAACUCUACCGACUCUGCUGGCUCGACCAGCUUUGCACUUAUCUAAUCGACAUGAUAAUAAAUGUUAUGAUAAUAGUAAAAGCAAAUUAGUGCCUCUAUAUAUAUUUAUGUAUGACGACGUACUGAAGUUCUCAUUAUGUUUGUUUACUGUGUUGGGUAUUGUGUAUAUUUUCUUAUCCAAUUGUGCAUGUUGCUGGGCUUCCUUUGCGCAGUCUAGUCAGCUACAAACUUUGAAAAGUGGAAAUAAUACUUUGUUGCAAAUAAACGCUCUUUUUAAUUUAUUGCACAUUAUAAAACAAA
This is a messenger RNA of Cloeon dipterum, 2474 nucleotides long. RefSeq names its product transcription factor E2F8-like. Gene Ontology annotation, biological process: regulation of transcription by RNA polymerase II. The transcript has 7 exons. Bases 256 to 1653 code for a protein of 465 amino acids. Gene Ontology annotation, molecular function: DNA-binding transcription factor activity, RNA polymerase II-specific; RNA polymerase II cis-regulatory region sequence-specific DNA binding. Gene Ontology annotation, cellular component: RNA polymerase II transcription regulator complex. The record is from RefSeq and is a predicted model, not a curated record. NCBI's taxonomy places the organism in Eukaryota, Metazoa, Arthropoda, Insecta, Ephemeroptera, Baetidae.